AUGGAGACAACAGCUGCACUUACUACAAAUACAUUUAAAAUAACAGGCAAUCUCAAGCCACUCGAUAAAGAUAUCGUCCAACUGCAGCAGGAUUAUGAAAUCAUGAAAAAGAAUCGAGAAUAAGCCAAGGCAGAUUUGCAAGCUAAGUUUGAUGAAGUUUAUGACAAAAUCACUUAAACAAAAUAGAUGUUUGUUAAAUUGGCUGUAGAAUUGAAUGGAAAGAUAUAGGCAUUUCAAAAAACAAACAAUACAAAUAUCUCAAACUUGGAGAAUAGGCACAAUGAAUAACAUGUAACAUUUAAGACACUCACAAAUGCCAAAUUGACUACUCUUGAUUCUGACAUAGUGAAAUUAGACUCAGCCAUAGAGUAAGAGAAAUUGGAUAGAAUAAGGACAGAGAAGGAAAAUAUUGAGAACAUCUAAAAAUCAAUUGAUUAAUUGUUUGGGAAUUUCGAAUUGGAGAAGCAAACAAGAGUGGCAAAUGAAAAAAAAAUAUUAAAUACAAUCAAAGACACUUCAUAAUCGAUUGAUCAAGCAAUCAAGAAUGAAGCUGUUGAGAAGGAAUAGAAACAUCAAGAGUUGAUUAAAAAUAUUAAUCAUUCAUUAUAAUCUGAGAAUCGAUAUUCAGAGGGAUUCAGAAACAACACUGUUAAAGAAUUCCAUUUAUAAAUUGAUAAUAUUGAGGAUGAGAUUAAUAAUAGAUUCGAUUAACAAGAUAAAGUUGUUGACGAUUUAAGAUCAGUCAUUAGAACCAUUCAAAAUACUCUUGGCAUCCUAGGUAAGGAUGUUUGA
Molecule: messenger RNA, 792 nt
Organism: Paramecium tetraurelia
Lineage: Eukaryota; Ciliophora; Oligohymenophorea; Peniculida; Parameciidae
Exons: 4
Molecular function (GO): structural constituent of cytoskeleton
Source: RefSeq, a predicted model, not a curated record